This is a messenger RNA of Leptopilina boulardi, 2264 nucleotides long. Its product is annotated as probable ATP-dependent RNA helicase DDX20. The coding region runs from base 373 to 2244 and encodes 623 amino acids. NCBI's taxonomy places the organism in Eukaryota, Metazoa, Arthropoda, Insecta, Hymenoptera, Figitidae. Gene Ontology annotation, molecular function: ATP binding; RNA helicase activity; nucleic acid binding. The record is from RefSeq and is a predicted model, not a curated record. The transcript is spliced from 8 exons.
AGUUGUUGUGGAACCACCUUAAAAGAAGGAAAACUUUCACCCAAUGGACUAUUCAUAUUUGGGAUGUUACACUAUUUUAUUAUAAAUUAAAUUUUCCAUUGUUUGUAUUAUUAUUUUGUUACAUAUAUCUUUUAUUUACAAUUUAAAAUAAAACAGAAAAAUUAAUAUAAAAAAUGUUAAUUUAAUAGAACUUACAAGAACAUACAUGUGUACUAUAAAGAAAGUCAAUUUAUACUCUACAUGUGAAAAAUUAUGAGGUGAGCUCGAGCGGGAUAAACAUAAAAUACUGAACUUAAAAAAUUCUUUCUCAACAUGGCUUGAAAUUUUUAUAAUUCACCUAAUAAGAACUUAAAGGUAUAAAACUAAAUAAUCAUGUUCGUUUCAAAAGCCCAUGAUGUUAACAGUUCUUUGAGAACCAGUGACAUAAAAGUGAAUGAAGAAACAACUUUUUCGCAGUUGAAUCUCUCGCAAAAGACGUUAGAUGGUCUUUCUUACUGUGGUUUUAUCAAGCCUUCACCAAUACAAUUGAAAGCAAUUCCUCUUGGUCGUUGUGGAUUCGAUUUGGUGAUAAGAGCGAAAUCUGGAACUGGCAAAACAGCAGUUUUUGGUCUUAUAGCUUUGGAGACUAUCAAUAUUGAAUUAUCAUGUGUUCAAGUAUUAAUUUUAGUACCUACGCGAGAAAUUGCUGUUCAAAUUGCAAGCGUUAUAUCAUCGAUCGGAAGAGAGAUAAAAGGUUUAAGUGUCAACUAUUUCAUAGGGGGAGUUUCAUUAGAUGAGGACAGAAAGAAAAUUAAUAAAUGUCAUAUAGCUGUUGGUGCUCCUGGAAGAAUAAAACAUUUAAUUGAUAAAGGAUUUUUGAAACUUAAUAAUAUUCGCCUUUUUGUAAUGGAUGAAGCAGAUAAAUUAAUGGAGACAAGUUUUCAAAAGGACAUCAAUUACAUCUUUUGUAAGCUACCAAGCGAUAAACAAAUUAUAUCAUCGAGUGCUACAUAUCCAAAUGAUUUAGAAAUAUUUUUAAGUCAAUAUAUGAGCGGACCAAUUUUAGUAUCAACAGAUAUUGAUGGACCAAUGCUUGUUGGAUUAAAACAGUUUGUUGUGAUUGUCCCAUACCAUCCAAAUGCAAUGAAGCAGGUAUAUAUUAAGACUGAAGAAUUGGCAAAAAUAUUUAGUACGAUCCCGUUUAAACAAUGUUUGGUAUUUUCUAAUUAUCAAACAAGGGCUCAAUCUGUUUGCAAUAAGAUUACAUCAAUGGGAUUUCCUUCAAUGUUUAUCGUAGGAAGUCAAGACAUGAAUAAGCGUUUAGAUUCACUUUCAAAAUUACAAAAUUAUGAAUGCAAAAUAAUGUUAACGACAGAUUUAACAGCAAGAGGUAUUGAUGUUAAAAAUGUUAAUUUAGUUGUUAAUUUGGAUAUUCCAAUUGAUAGUGCAACAUAUUUACAUCGAAUUGGAAGGGCUGGUCGUUACGGGUCUUAUGGAAUUUCAAUAAGUAUUAUUUCUGAUCGUGAACUUAAAAAUUUUCAAGAUUUAAUUUUUCAUGUUGGAGGCAAACAUUUUUCAGUCUUUAAAUUACCGACUCCUUAUCAAUCAGAUAUUUGGAACAUGAAUAACGUGGAUUUUGAAAAAGUUUCGGCACAUGAAUUAGAAAAUAAAGCGAAUAAUUCUGAUGAAGAAGCGAAGUCUACUUUAGAAAAUCAAAGUAAAUGUAAAGAAGAUAAAAUUGAAAAUAAUUUUAUUCCACAAAAUGAUAUUAAAUUAAAGAUAGAUGGGCAAGAGGCGAAGGGAAUUGAAAAGUCCUGUAGUGAUAUGUUGUCUAGUCAGUGUAACUUUGAAUCUGCUAAAAAUUUGAAGAAUUUCCCUAAUGAAGAUCAAAAUGUGGAUGUAUAUAGAAAAAAAUUAGAUACUGAGAUAUUGAAAUUAACAAAUAUUUUUAAUUCGGAAAUAAGUAGCUGUAUAUUUAAUAAUGAUUUUGACAGCAACAAGGAUUCUCAACAAAUUUCUUCAUCUACUAUUGGAUCGUACAAUGAAAUUAAAUGCGCAGGAAAUGUAACAUUUGAUUCUUCACAAGAUUGUGUUUUAAAUUAUCAGAGAAUUGAUGAAAUUGGUACAAAUUUUCUAUUGGAUAAAGGAACAAUUAAAGAAGAAAUAAAUUGUAAUAUGCAAAAAUUUUUAGAAUAUCUUUCAAUUACAACGAAUAUGAGGUGGAACGCUGAAUAUAUGUCAGAUAUGUUUGAUGUUUCUCAAUAAAGUUAUAAUUUAUUAAUUUA